AUGUCGAGGACUGUGUCGGCGACGCCGCAGUACCGAAGGGGUCGGCAGCACCGUCGUGGGGAGCAGCCUGUCGAUAUUGAACAGCCAUCGCUGAAUGAGCUCGCUGCAACGAGUGGCAGACGUCGGGUUGCGGUCGAUGACGGUCGCGAAGAGCAUGACGGGCACCCAGGAGAGGAGCAGCCCGAGGGCGAGCGAGUGGGCGGUGGUGUUGUCGCCCAGCGUAGCAAACGAGAUGACUAUCGAAAAUGCAAACGCCAUCCCGAACCAGCCGAUGCUGAUAAAGAUAGGAUAAACCCCUUUGCGCCUCUGAAGGCGCAGUUGGAAUGCGAGGUGUUGGUUGAGGUUGGCCAGAAGCUUGCUUUGUCUUGUCGAGAUCAAACCAGGCUUGAAAUAAGGGUACAAAAUGCCCUUGAGAAGGGCCGAGUCUCGACGCAAGUCGCGGCCGGCUUGCUCAUGUCGAGGGUACUCGUACUGGUUGAUGCAGCUGAGGAUGUAGAGGGCAUCACGUAUCUUAUCUCUAUCCUCCUCAAGUGUGAAUAG
Pyricularia grisea is the source of this 540-nucleotide messenger RNA. RefSeq lists its product as uncharacterized. NCBI's taxonomy places the organism in Eukaryota, Fungi, Ascomycota, Sordariomycetes, Magnaporthales, Pyriculariaceae. The transcript is spliced from 2 exons. Bases 1 to 540 code for a protein of 179 amino acids. The record is from RefSeq and is a predicted model, not a curated record.